Molecule: messenger RNA, 1492 nt
Organism: Perca fluviatilis (European perch)
Lineage: Eukaryota; Metazoa; Chordata; Actinopteri; Perciformes; Percidae
Exons: 7
Coding region: 9-1091 (360 amino acids)
Source: RefSeq, a predicted model, not a curated record
CAUUCACUAUGUUGCUCUCUCUGCUGCUGCUGCUGCUACCGAUCUGCAGCGCCCAGGCUAGUAGUUUUUAUGGGACAGUGAUGACUUACUACCCAAAUAUCACUAACACAGAUGGAUCUGUCAUGGUGGUCCUACGCUAUAAGCUAAGCUUCAGCACUUGCCAAGAGAAUACCUUGUGGACCUGCGGCAGUGGUAAUUGUGGGAAUGAGAGCUCUUUAGUGCUAAACAUUGUGGACCAGGAGAGCAGCGGAGAGUGGUGUGAGAGAGAGGGAAUCAUGACACGCCGGUUUCCUAGCAACGCUCCGUUUCAGCUGCAGUUGGACGGGGUUAACUGGACAAAUAACAUACAGAACAUCCUUCCGUGGAGGGCUGUGACUCUGGUGGAACUAAGGAACCGGUCGGACAUCGGCAGAGCCAACACAUCACCCCAGACCACCAUCCUGCCAGAUCUGAGAAUUCCUUCAAACUGUCAGAGAGAUUUCAACCUGUUGGCAUUUGACCCUGACGGAGAUGAUGUUAGAUGCAGAUAUGGAAACUCAGCACUGUUUGAGUGUGACUCGUGCACCCCCCCGUCUGUUCUCAGUGCCUCGUCAUCCUGUACUCUGUCAUUCAGCAGCACCCUGAGCAGUAAUGAAGGUGCGUACGUCGUACAGCUGGUGAUGGAGGACUUUCCCAGGCAGACUAUCACCCUGACUCAAACCAACGGGUCGCAGACAAUCAUAACUACCAACAAUGCUAUCAGCAAAAUACCUGUCCAGUUUGCUUUAAGGGUGGAUCCUGCGGUGCCAUCUUGCACAGCGGGACUAUAUCUGCCCAAACUCCUGCCUCCAACCCCAGCCAACGGAGAUCAGCUGUACACCUCUGUCAAUCAGACUAAGGAAAUCAACAUCAGUGCAGAGGCAAAUGUCUCCACAAUUUCUGAGCUGCUGUUCAGCGGACCAAACAAUAUAGUCCAGACUACGUCAGGAACAGGACAGUACACCCUGAGAUGGACGCCAUCUGAACAAGAAGAUGGAGAAAGCCACCCGAUCUGCUUUGUUGUCCAGGCAGUUUCCAAGUCAGUCACUUGUCCCAUGAACCUUACCCUAUAGCAAUGUAUAUGGAAAACUAUGAUCUGUGUUUCUUCUAGCAAAGGUGUUUUACCCUAUUAAUGCAUACCAAAAUAUUAUGUCUGUAUAAAUAUAAUGUAAGAAAGGAGGUGUGGGAAUAAAUGCUGUCCUAGAUUUCUUAAAAGAGAAUGUGGAAUGUUAUCAGUUGCUUAUGCAGUUACUUUUUCCUUAAAAAUCCACUUUUGACAUUACUUCUUGUGGUCUUAAAUAUAGGAAUAUUAAGGAAUAUUUUCACAUUUUCGCAAACCGGUACAUUCAAUUUCUUGCACAGAGUUUAAUGAGAAGACUGAUUUCACUCUCUGUACAGAUGAAUACAGAAGUCAGCUAUCUUAGCUUAGCAUAAAGACUGGAAGCAGGUGGAAACAGCUAGCCUGGCUCUGUCU